Molecule: messenger RNA, 3775 nt
Organism: Conger conger (European conger)
Lineage: Eukaryota; Metazoa; Chordata; Actinopteri; Anguilliformes; Congridae
Gene: abraxas2
Product: abraxas 2, BRISC complex subunit
Exons: 9
Coding region: 75-1292 (405 amino acids)
Biological process (GO): protein K63-linked deubiquitination; attachment of spindle microtubules to kinetochore; mitotic spindle assembly
Cellular component (GO): nucleus
Molecular function (GO): microtubule binding; polyubiquitin modification-dependent protein binding
Source: RefSeq, a predicted model, not a curated record
UCCUUCCGGAUGUUUGUGACGCAAGUAGUCAUGCAGCAUAAGGGGAUUGUGGGACAGGUGGGGAUGUUUUCAUCAUGGCGGCUUCCAUUUCGGGUUACACUUUCAGUUCUGUGUGUUACCACAGCGCAAACAGCAACUCCGACCACGAAGGCUUUCUGUUGGGAGAAGUAAGACAAGAGGAGACUUUUAGCAUCAACGAUUCACAGAUCAGCAACACAGAAUUUGUUCAAGUAGUAGAAAUCCAGAACCAUGAGCCUUGUACACAUCUAUUUAGCUUUUAUGACUACGCAGGUAAAAUUAACGAAGAGAGUCUCAACAGAAUCCUCAAAGAAAGAAGGAAAAACGUCAUCGGCUGGUACCGUUUCCGGCGGAACACCCAGCAGCAGAUGUCCUUCCGGGAGCUGACCAUCCACAGGCAGCUGACUCAGAUCCUGGGCGUGCCCGACCUCGUCUUCCUCCUCUUCAGCUUCAUCUCCACCGCCAACAGCUCCACGCACGCGCUGGAGUACGUGCUCUUCAGGCCCGGCGCCAGCAGGUAUAACCAGAGAAUUCCUCUCAGCAUCCCCAACCUGGGAAACACCAGCCAGCAGGAGUACAAGAUCACCUCCGUGCCAAACACGUCCCUGAACUACGCCAAGGUCAUCAAGGAACACGGGGCAGAGUUUUUUGACAAGGAUGGAGUGAUGAAGGACAUCAGAACAAUCUUCCAGGUGUACAGUGCGCUACAAGACAAAGUUCAGGCCGUGUGCGGGGAGGUGGAACAGAGCGAACGUGUGAAAGAGAAAGUUCAGGAAGAAGUGAACAAACUCAAACAAGAAAUAGCUCUCAGGAAACGAAAGACUGCGGAGGAAGAGAGAAGACUCCAGGAGGCCGCAGCAGCAGCGGAGAGGCCGGAGCGGGCGGAAGACUCCAGCCCCUCGCUCCCGUCCCGCAUGGCGUUCCCUCAGGAGAGACCCGACACCUCAGACGCCCCGCCCACGUACGAGGACGUGGAGCUCCGCCCGGAGACGCGCCCCGCCUUCCUGCCCCGGCCCCAGGCGGUGGGCUCCCCGGGCCACGCCUCCCCUUCGGUCAGCGGGGAAUACCUGGGCAACGGGGACGGGUCCAGCAGCGACUCCCUGGACAGACAGGCCGCCGGCAGGGAGGACGGGGAGGAGGAAGAGGAGGAAGAGGACAGCAGUGAGUAUGAGAACCGGGCGGAGCGGCCCCCCCUGGAGGUCCCGUCGGGGCCCCUGAGUCGCCCCCCAGCCCUGAGGCCCGACGGCCACGCCCGCAGCUCACAGACCUCUUAGAGCCGUGCGAGGGCACUUAGCAGCAGGCCCGACUGGCGAAGGGGAACGCCGCACAAAUCAACGCGAGGGCCACACUUUCGGACGGGGAGUUUGGGUCCUCCACAACUCAAAGGCAUGCGCAGACUGUUCUGCUGUUGGGUUUUAUUUUUUUGGGUUUUAUUUUUUUGUUUUUAUCCGGUCUGUCUUGGACUUGGCUUCACUGGAAAGGCCCGGCGCUGAAAGCUGACCCUGGCUGCCUGGCAACCUGGCCAUCAGGCGUUGGUUGCCUUGGUGAAUGAAGAGGUUUUUUCUGUCCUCAGUGAAGAAACACGAAGUGGAGCAGAAUGGACUUGCUAUCAGUGCCACGUUAUCAUAGAUUCGAUCACACAAGAAGCACUUGGGAAAGCCAGGCCCCGCCUCUUUAAGGAUUAGUUUGUGUGACAUCCGCUAUUGGUUUAGAGCAUCAAAUUGAACCAUUUACCUCUUGCACUAAUUUUUCCUUGUUUUGACGUUUAUUUAAAAGAGAAAAGGGAAAAAUUGUCUGCGGCCUUCAACGCUUUCUUUCAAUGAGCCAAAUUAAUGCUUAUUAAGUAAUAUUAGGUUAUUUUUUUCAAGCUUAAUCACUACAAAGAAAAGAGAUAUAUAUUAAGAUUGCUUUAGCUUGCACGUUUCUCUUUGACACUUGACUAAGGACUGUCAUUCGCAGUUUUUCCUUUAACAAUUGAUUAGUCUUAUAAUCUUGAGUUUGCCUAUCUAACAGAGAAAGUAAAAAUCCACUUCCGCUACAAAAAGAGGUGUUAUAUUUUUGUGGCGGGAAAAUAUCAUGCCAAUUAAUGUCAUAACGUGUCAUUUAUUCAUUCUUGCAUAACACUGACGUUUGUCUGUUCUUUGCUGAGCGUAAAUCUCGCUGAGUUCUUUUUGUGCUUUACUGGUACUUUUUAAUUGUGCCACAGAAGUAGAAUGCUUUUAACGUUUUGAGCGGCCAACUCAAACGAUGUGCAUUGUUUGAAAUUUGAGGAACAAGCUCUAUGUAGCUGACUAACAAGAAUCAAUAGAUGACUGUCCGUUGUCGUUGAAAAUUAGUGCUAAACAAGGGACUACAUAUCUUUUAGUGCUCCUGCUAUUAGUCCUACUUACUACUGUUAAAUGCUACUACUACUGAUAUGGAUAUUAGCUCUUCUGUAGGUUAAAGAGUUUCUACUCUAAAUUCUGUGCGGGGGGGAAAUUAUCCUUCCGGAUCAGCAAACCGCUUUCUCUUAAUGAUGAAUAGACCUCAUAGGCUUAAGAGCGUCGAGUCAGUUCUCCACGCGAAACCGACAGGAUUGAUCUUUCACAGCUACUGUGCCUUCCCGUUGGGCGGCUCUGUCCAGAAAGACUGAUGCAUAAGAGGUGUGGGACACUUGACGACAGCGCCGAAUGGUAAACGCCAAAGGCUGGCGGCCGCCGGAGACCGGAGCAAAGGCUCCUGGGAGCGAGGGAACCUCCAGAGUUUGUCGGUUAACUGACUGUAGGCCGCGGGCCGUGCGCUGAAAAACCGCGAAACCGCCGUGCCGAGCUACCUGUCGUCCUGAAACCAAGGAGUUCAGGUGAAGACGAGCCAAAGCUUUUCUUCAUCUUUAAUGCAUGAGGUUUCUCACAUUAACUGGGGAGAGGGGGGCGGCAUCACUCAAAACCACUUGAGGACAGGUACUACGUUGAUGACGGUGAUAAAAAUCUCAUUAGACUGAGUGCUUUUUUUUUUUUUUUUUACCUCAGAGAGUCUCACAACAGAACAAAAAGUAGAAUGUAAAAUUGUCCAUCCACUUGUUGGUUAACUGGAGAGCUGCAUUAGCCGGUACUUAUUUAUUUUACAUAGGUUUCUGUUGAGAGUCGCGGCGGCUCACGGUAGCGCUCGAGUGCAAUAUCCCUCUGUACAGCACUGUCCCUCUGUUUGUCCUCUGUGUGAUUGGGCCCCAGGGGGCCAGCUGUGUCCCCAAGCACAAAGCCGCAUCACUAUUUAUCACACGGUUUACUCCUCAUAUCUGUAACACAUCUGACAGGAGUUUGGUGCUGGCUGCGAAAAAAAAAAAAAAAAAAUCUGAAUUAAAACAACUGGAACGUGUAUUUCCAGAUUUCUUUCCACUUCAGUCUUAACCCGUAUUGUAUCGGGGUAAUAAAGUAAAUAUGGUUGUUUGGUUUCGGACUUGACUGUAGUCAUUUACCCUUUGAUCUGGAUUACAGUGUGAUUCGAUGAAUGCUGUGCUAGUAGCAGACCAUUCGGGACUUUUGGGAUUGUUAGAUUUGUAUUGUAAUUGGCUCCAGGUCAUGUGAUGUGUGGCUUUUUAGAUGAAGAUGUAUCUAGAGCCCGCAACUGUACCAAAAUAAAUUUCAUGCAGGGUCACUGAAACGGUAUACCUUUACUCCACUGUUUUAAAGAUUAAUUAAAUAUCGCUAUAAUUUGAAUUGUUUGGUUUUGGGUGCUCUCAGAGCUACAAACUGUAUAUUAAAUGAAAUGAAUAGAUCUA